AAUGCAAUCUCUAGUUGAGAAUGAUGACAUCUACUUAGAACCUAUCAAGAAGAAACCAAAAAUCUAAGAAGUGAUAAAAACUAAAUAACCUGAAAGCAAUUAAAUCAUUAAAAAAAAACCUACUGCUAUUCCAAUCAAAUACGUUCCAGAUUUAAGAGCUUAAGCAUCAUUAUUAGAAUCAUUGAAGAUCAUUGAAAAUAUAUAGCCAGAUACUAUGUCAUCAAGUCUUAAGAGUGAUUAUACAGAAUGGACUCAUUAGGAUUUUAUGUUUUAACUCAGUCUGUAAUCCAAUUAAAUACAUCCUGAUUGUGUUGAAAGAUUAAAUUAGUAUUUUCGAGACUUCAAUCAAAAGUGUAAAAUCUAUCCAUACAUGCAUUAUGUUGAUUUGAAGCCAGAUAAAGAUCAUAUUGUAAAUAUGCAUCCUCCUUUUCAAUAUUAAAAAGAUGAAUUUAUUGAAAAUUGUAUUAGACCAAGAGUUAUUCCAUUAGUAAAGCCACCUCCAAAACCAAAUAUCAAAAUAAAAAUAGAGUCGAAAUGA
This is a messenger RNA of Paramecium pentaurelia, 538 nucleotides long. Lineage: Eukaryota; Ciliophora; Oligohymenophorea; Peniculida; Parameciidae. The record is from the annotation of a GenBank genome assembly.